Messenger RNA from Thlaspi arvense, 858 nucleotides. The record is from the annotation of a GenBank genome assembly. Lineage: Eukaryota; Viridiplantae; Streptophyta; Magnoliopsida; Brassicales; Brassicaceae.
AUGGCGACCAUGUCUGCUCUUCAGAGCUCUUUUACUUCACUUUCUAUUUCAUCCAACUCCUCCUUCCUCGGCCAGCGUCUCCUUUCCCCGAUUUCCCUCUCCGUCGCUUCUCCGUUAGAUGAAUCUUUAAUUACUCUGCUUAUCGUUUGUACUCAUUGCAGGUCAAGCCCAUCGAGAACCCAUGUCUUGUUUUUGCAAAGGUUAGUUCGCAGAUCCGUUACCUCAUACUAUUGGUUUCCGAUUCUGUAUUAUCCUGUUAAUAUAGUAGCUUUGAACCAGAAGACACCAAGUGUCAACCUUUCUGGAUACAAAUCUAUGGAAUUUACGAAUGAGAACGAAGAUGAAACUGUUGAUUCUCAUUCCUUGAUACUUAAGUGCAUCACCGUGACUGUUCUUAUGCCGCUCUUUUUUCAGCUUAAGCGUUGGGAACGAAAAAAAUGCAAACCAAACAGUCUUCCGAUUCUGCACAAAAUGCAUGUCAAGUUUGGAGAUACGGUCAAAGUAAUAUCAGGACGAGACAAGGGUAAGAUUGGGGAAGUCACUAAGAUCUUCACCCACAACAGCACCAUAGUGAUCAAAGACAUAAACCUCAAGACGAAACACAUGAAGAGCCGAGAAGAGGGAGAGCCUGGCCAAAUUGUCAAGAUCGAAGCACCGAUCCACAGCUCAAAUGUGAUGCUGUAUUCAAAAGAAAAGGAGGUGGUAAGCAGAGUGGGUCACAAGGUCCUUGAAGAUGGACAGAAGGUAAGAUAUCUGAUCAAAACAGGAGAACUCAUCGACACCAUUGAGAAGUGGAAGCAACUUAAGGAGGCAAAGGAUAAAGAAUCAACCCAAGUUGCAGUUGCUUCCGCAUCUUAG